AUGGAAGAUUAUCUUCCAUUAGAUCUUGAAUCAAACAUCCUCGUAAGAUUACCAAUCAAAGACCUUAUUCGCUGUCAGUGUGUUUGCAAGCGUUGGCGUGAUGACAUCAUCAAAAACCCGUAUUUCAUCACUUCCCACACUCGUCAUUAUCUUCUCGAAAGUAACAAGAUAAGUGACUCCAUCAUCUUUUUUAGUCGAGACACAUACGCAUCUGGAUUAUGCUUUUUAGAUUACCAUACCCCGAAAGUUGUUAAGAAGGUAACUCACUUUCAUAACUUUCAAAAUUCUAAGAAUGUUGAACUCGUUGGUUCUUGUAAUGGCUUGCUUUGCUUCCGAGAAUUAGGUCAGAAUUACCCAAUAAGGUUUACGCUUUACAACCCGUUAACCGGUGCCUCUAACGAUAUAACGCCUUUGGUACCAAAACAAGAUUAUGCGGGUCAAGCGGGUCAAAUUGAGAUGAUCGGGUUCGGUUAUGAUAGUACCAAAGAUGAUUAUAAGAUUUUAUGCUUCUCCACAUUCAAUGUACAAUCUGAUAACUUUUGUGUGGUUUAUAGCUUGAAGAGUAAUACAUGGAAAUACAUCAAACCUCAUCAUAAUAACAUCGUGAAAAAUAUAAACAGAAAUCCAAGUAUGGUUUUCUGUAAUAAUGCGUUGCAUUGGAUAGCUUGCAAUAAUAAGUCAAAUUCUACCUCGAAGUUAAUAAUAGCUAAGUUUGACCUUGGAACUGAAGAAUAUAAUGAGGUGCCAUACCCUAAUAAAUGGAAUAAUUGUGUUGGUGAUUUGGAGUCAUUGAUUGUAUUAAGGGGUCGUUUGCAUUUCAUAAACUAUUAUCGCACGAUGAAAACAAACUUGGAAGUGUGGGUUAUGAAGGAGUAUGGUGUGAAACAAACAUGGUCUAAAUUGGUUGAUAUCCCUCUUAGUAGAUUACAACAACAAGACGUUGAUAGAAGUCAACAACUACAACUAAGAAUCGAAAACAGUAUCAUCACUUUAUUUUCUUCUUAUUUUCUUUAUGGUUAUUCCGAGGAUGGACAAGAAAUCCUAUUGGGUGGAAAAAAUAAGGGUUUUCUUCAAUAUGAUGUUCAAAGUUGGGAUGUUAAGUGGCUCAAAAUGUGCAAUUUGCCGUAUGGUUGUACGCCGUCGUUUAAAUAUGUGGCGAUGCCAUGGGUUGGUUCCUUUGUUUCCCCUUCAAGGUCAUUUACUUAA
Spinacia oleracea (spinach) is the source of this 1206-nucleotide messenger RNA. Its product is annotated as F-box/kelch-repeat protein At3g23880-like. Bases 1 to 1206 code for a protein of 401 amino acids. The record is from RefSeq and is a predicted model, not a curated record. The transcript has a single exon. Gene Ontology annotation, molecular function: protein binding. NCBI's taxonomy places the organism in Eukaryota, Viridiplantae, Streptophyta, Magnoliopsida, Caryophyllales, Amaranthaceae.